AUGAUCAUGCUGAACCUCUCGCACGCGCACAGCGAGCUUGACAACUUGCAGACGGCUCGGGAGGUGCAGUCGGGAGAGAUCAAAGGCCUGAGUCAGGCAAACAACAAGCUGGCAGCUGAUGUGAGAGAAGCGGGGGCCACUUUGGGAGAAGUGGCAGCAAACCUGGCCAAGCAGAAGGUCAUGAUCGAGCAGCAGGAGCAGCGCAUCGCAACCGUCAGCGAGCAGCAGCGGAAGAGUCGCUCCGAGCUUCAGCAGGCCCGGAAUGGACUCGACGAGCUGUGGCGCAAGGUGCACCUGAACUACUGUCUUCGUGAGAUCUGCCUAUGCCAACUGGACUUCACCGUGGCAGACACGUUCGCAGACAUCUUCAACAGGAUCCGGCUCCUGAACAAGGUUUGUGAGUCGAUGUUUCAUUGGUGCCAUGCUUGCCAAGGCUUCUGCAUUGACGCCUCGCGCCGGCAGGUGCUGACCAACGCCCACGUCGUCAGCCACGCCGUGGUGGUGCGCGUGCGCCGCUAUGGCGAUGCCGUGAGCUACCCUGCCAGUGUGCUCUGCUCAUCGCCGCAGUGUGACCUUGCAGUGCUGGAGGUCAAGGACUCUGGCUUCUGGGAGGGCCUCGGCGCCAUCGAGCUUUCGGAGGAGAUCCCCCCGCUCGAUGCCGACAUCCUCACCGUGGGAUACCCGAUGGGUGGCGAGAACAUCUGCGUGACGCGGGGCGUGGUGUCGCGGAUAGACCUGAUGGACUACACCUUCUCGCCCAUAGGCGGCGAGCGCCAGCUGGUAAUUCAGGUCGACGCGGCCAUCAACCCGGGGAACUCUGGAGGUCCUGUGCUCGACACGCACGGCCGGGCAGUGGGGGUGGCCUUUGCCGGGCUCCGGGCCAGCGCCAACAUCGGCUAUGUGAUCCCUGGCACGGUGGUGCACUUCUUCCUGCGCAGCCUCCGCGGGACGCCUGUGGGCCUGGCAAAGGGCCUCUGCGCCCUCGGCGUCCGCCUGCAGCACACGAAGUCUCCGGCGCUUCGCCGCCUGCACGGCCUGGAGGCCUCUGAAGGCGAUGGCGUUCUGGUGACCGACGUGGCUCCGCUGUCCCCGGCGGCGGACGGGGGAAUCGUUGCUGGGGAUGUUCUGUUGGCCGUGGACGACGUGCCUGUGGCCGAGGAUGGCACAGUUCCCUUCCGCGACAUGGAGCGCAUUGGGUUCGAGUUUCUUGUGACUCGCAAAGUGGUCGGCGAGACCAUCAGAGUGCAGCUGCGGCGCGCGGGGGACUCCGACCAGGACAGCCACCGCCGAGCAGUUCCUGCCGAGUUGAAGCUGCAAGCAGACUACGUGGAGAAGCUUGUUCCCAGAAGAGAUGGUGGCGAUGCGCAGCCUUCCUACCUAAUUCUGGGAGGCUUGGUGUUUGUUCGCCUCACGCUGCCCUGGAUGCUGUCGCGAUUCCGCGAGGUGCGUAAGGCGCCGCCGGAGCUCCAGGCGAAGCUCUGGGAGCACAAGACCUCUCCCGACCAGGAAGUCGUGGUCCUGGCCAAAGUGCUGGCGGCUGAGGUGAACUAUGGCUACGAGGACUUCCAGUGCCUGGAACUGCUGAGCUUCGGGAGCAGCUCGGAGCCCAGCCAGACCGCUACGAACCUGAAGCAGCUCUACGACUUCACGCGUUUGGCACUAGGUGCUGUGGAAGCGGAACGCCCGGCUUUCCUUCGCUUCGAAUUCAACAGCGCGGAAGUCGUGCUGGACGUGGCGCAGUGCGGCCGCUCGGGCGCCGACAUCCUGCGCCAGCACGGCAUCGCCAGAGAAUGCUCCGAGGACCUGCUGGAUGAUCGCCGGAGUCGCCUCUGA
This is a messenger RNA of Symbiodinium natans, 1833 nucleotides long. Lineage: Eukaryota; Dinophyceae; Suessiales; Symbiodiniaceae. The record is from the annotation of a GenBank genome assembly.